Oryza brachyantha (malo sina) is the source of this 1695-nucleotide messenger RNA. RefSeq names its product ATP phosphoribosyltransferase, chloroplastic. The coding region runs from base 107 to 1330 and encodes 407 amino acids. Lineage: Eukaryota; Viridiplantae; Streptophyta; Magnoliopsida; Poales; Poaceae. The transcript has 11 exons. Gene Ontology annotation, molecular function: ATP phosphoribosyltransferase activity; magnesium ion binding. The record is from RefSeq and is a predicted model, not a curated record. Gene Ontology annotation, biological process: L-histidine biosynthetic process. Gene Ontology annotation, cellular component: cytoplasm.
CCGCCGCUGCUUCCCUCCCGCGCUCCCCGACGCUUCGCCGCAGCGAAAGGCCGGCGAGGAGACAGCGAAGGGGCCGCGCGCGCGCGGGCGGAAGGAGCAAGCGAGAAUGUCGCCGAUGCUGGCGACGCGGCCGGACUUCACGGCCGUGCUGCUCUCCCCGUCGCCCUCCCCGCCGUCCGGCCUCCGCGUGCGGCCCUUGCCGGCGCCGGCGCCGGCGGGGGUGGCGAGGGCGCGCUUUCUCGCUCCUCGGGCGGCGGCUUCGGCGACCGCUACCGUCUCCGCGAAGCCGACAGCGGUGUCGCCGCUGUCCGCGGACCGCACCGUCGUCCGUAUCGGGCUCCCCAGCAAGGGCCGGAUGUCCGAGCAAACCCUAAGCCUCCUCAAGAGCUGCCAAUUGUCAGUGCGCCAUCUCAACCCGCGGCAGUACACUGCAGAUAUCCCGCAGGUCCCAAAUUUGGAGGUUUGGUUUCAGAGGCCCAAAGAUAUUGUUCGUAAACUGCAAUCUGGGGAUCUUGACCUUGGCAUUGUGGGUUUUGACAUAGUCAGUGAAUAUGGGCAGGGUAGUGAUGAUUUAGUAGUUGUUCAUGAUGCUCUCGAGUUUGGACAUUGUCGUUUGUCCCUUGCGGUUCCUAAAGAAGGCAUUUUUGAGAAUAUAAAUACUCUGGAGGAGUUGGCAAAUAUGCCUGAAUGGACACAAGAGAGGCCAAUGCGUGUAGUUACAGGAUUCGGAUAUCUAGGGGAAAAGUUUUUGAGAGAAAGUGGGUUCAAUCAUGUUUCAUUCUUAGCUGGAGAUGGAGCUCUUGAAUCAUAUCCUGCUAUGGGUAUGGCUGAUGUUAUAGUGGAUCUUGUGAGUAGUGGAACAACCUUGCGUGAGAAUAAUUUGAAGGAAAUUGAUGGUGGAGUAGUUUUGGAAAGCCAGGCCACACUUGUCGCAUGCAGGCGAUCGCUGCACAAACGUAAUGGUGUUUUGGAGAUUACACAUGAGAUGCUUGAAAGAUUAGAGGCUCACCUCACAGCAACUGGGGAGCUAAUGGUCACAGCAAACAUGAGGGGGAACAGUGCGGAAGAAGUGGCAGAAAGAGUUCUCAGUCAAACAUCAUUAUGUGGAUUACAGGGCCCAACUAUAAGUCCAGUCUACUGCUCACGUGAUGGCAAGGUUGCUGUGGAAUACUAUGCCAUUAAUGUAGUAGUUCCACAGAAGUCGCUUUACAAGUCCAUUCAACAGCUGAGAUCUAUUGGUGGCAGCGGAGUCUUGGUGACAAAGCUGACCUACAUAUUUGAUGAGGAGACUCCUAGGUGGCGCAAACUACUUUCAGAACUAGGGUUGUGACUUGGUGCAUGGUCUGCCAUACUUCUCUUUCAAUGACCCUUGUAGCAUCAGUUUACUUGUGCUCGCUGAAGCAUAUCUACAACCAUUGUCAGAACUCAGAAGUGAGCUCUUGUGUGAAGUGUCCGCCGUACACUACUUGAGGAAUUUUGGUCUGUACCGUCGUACAAUGUGCUCGUCUGGCUAUACCCUUGACAAGCAUGGGUUGUAAUACCCUUUAUGUACCUGUUGAUCUGUUGAUAUAAUUGUGGAACCUUGUUGGAUGGGGGUUUGUGUGCGUGUGUAUGAACCGUACCUUUUCUUGCGUGACGCUGAAUAAUUUGGGCUUGCUGCAAUAAAGAUGGAUUGUAUAAUCCUCCCCAUAACAA